This is a messenger RNA of Petromyzon marinus (sea lamprey), 2196 nucleotides long. It is a transcript of the gene NDUFAF4, whose product is annotated as NADH:ubiquinone oxidoreductase complex assembly factor 4. Gene Ontology annotation, cellular component: mitochondrion. Gene Ontology annotation, biological process: mitochondrial respiratory chain complex I assembly. The record is from RefSeq and is a predicted model, not a curated record. Lineage: Eukaryota; Metazoa; Chordata; Hyperoartia; Petromyzontiformes; Petromyzontidae.
CAGGCGACCGUGUGCCUAAACCGCGCGCCCCCAUUGGCCAGGGAGGCAAGCAGAGCCCCGCCCAUAUCGGUGGGAGGAGGGGGGGGGUGCCCGCCAGCCAAUGGAAGGGCAGCGUUGCGCCCUAUGCGCUCUACGAUUUGUGAAGCCGGCGGACGGAGUUCGGGAGGCCCUUGGCGUGCAGUGGAAGGAGUAAGAAGGAGGAGGCCGACGGCUCGCUCGCUCGCUCAAGAGACGCCUCGCUCGCUCAAGAGACGCUCCGACCGCACUCCUCGCGUCUCGCCCACACCCUGCCCGGGGCCCAGAAGCGCGGCCGUUCGCCUGAGGGGAAAAAGGAUCGGAUGGGCGCCAAGGUGACCAAGUCGUUGUGGAGGGCGGCGCGCAACGUGAACUUGGAGAGCCGCGCGAUGGAGGCACUCUCCCGCGAGAAGCCGCUCGCGGCUCCGCGGCACCGCGCGGCCCCCGGGGCCGAGCUCCCCCCUCAAGAGCGAGAGGCGAUCGCGGAAAAGCUGCGAUCGCGCGAGGACGUACUGCUGGCGCACCUGCAGAGCGUACGCGUCCACUCCACAGACACGCCGGGACAGGUUCUGGAGGACGAGUGGAUGAGCCUCCGCACCCCAACAGGAGGCGCGUCGUCACCGCCGUCCUCGUCCCCGCGUCACCGCGAGCCGCUCGUCCACCUCCCGUCGGCGCUGGCCGACUCGCCGCACGCGCCGGCGUCCGUCCCCUCGGUGCCGCUGGGCCGCGUCACGGUGGCCGAGGCCGUGCUGCUGCUGGGCCUCGAGCGCUCGGGCCCCGCGGCCCGCACGGACGCCGACGUCGCGGACCAGUUCGGCCUGGACGAGCGCUCGGUGCGGGCGCUGCGUGAUCACUUCCACGCGUUCGACAUGCACGUCGAGCCGGCGCCCGGCAAGAGGCUCGCGGCAUCGGCGGUGCCAUCGCAGCCGCCGCCGCAGCCGCAGCCGCCGCCGCCGCCGCCUGCAAUGCGGCUGCAGCAACAGCGGCGCCAACAGGACCAGCAGCUGCAGCGGCUGCAAGGGCCGCAGGGGACGGCCGUGAAGCCCACCUGACCUGCGGGGGAAUGCAGGGUAGAGGGAGGCUCUCGCAAUGGCACUGUCGGAUGACGGCGUGGAGCCGAGGUGUUGGGGGCUAAGAGCGCUGCGGUCGGGUCACUCAGCAUCAUCAUCAUCGUCAUCGUCGUCGUCGUCAUUAUCAACAUCGUCGCCAGUAGUAGCGGCAGAGCUGUCAUUGUCACAAGCAGCAGCAAUCACUCACAUCAGCAGCAGCCUCUAAAUCUUCAUCAUCAUCAGCAACAGCACAAGAAGCAUGAUAAGCAGCCUUUAUUAUCAGCAGCAACUGCAUCUGAAAUCAUCAGCCAUGGUCGAUCCACUGCUGGAUGAAGGCCUCCUUGAGCAUCGCUCAAAGUGCGCAACUUCGUCAGCGUGCGACGAGGGGAGGAGUGAUGCCGGAGUUUCUGGCUUGUUUAUUUUCAGGGAGCCUUUUCGGCAAUUGAUUGCUAGGGGAGGUUUUAGCGUAAAUCGAAUGUACAGCGCUUUGCCAACCCGCUCCUGGAUGAGCUUGCCGUUUGGUCACGGUCAAACUGUGCAGCGAUGUAAAUAAUCGAGGCCUCCCCACGCCGCGUCAGUCGUGGGAGUCGUUUGACCAAACGUCACCGCGGCGUUGGAAAUCGAAUGUUACCCGGCACUGGUGUCACUCGUGCCCCUGGGAAUGACCCGGGGUCCGCGCGGUUUAUAGCGCGGUGCGCUGAUCAUGGGGGCACCUCCGCUUCGCCCCGGGUGUCUUGUACAGAGCGAUCCCCGCGACACCUCGCAAGCAAAGCAGGGUGGGUGGGGGAGGGGGGGAGGACCCUGUCGAGGGCUUGGAUGGUCGAGCAGCUGCGCGUGCAGUGGUAGGCGCAGCGGAGGGCAGCCAACUCCCACUACUUUUCUGUGCUCGCUUCAUCUUGACCAACCCCGCUCCGACCAGCGUGAUGAGGUGUGGUCAGAUGUGUCUCUCGCCUCGCCCCGCUCGGCGUGCGCAGGCCGGAGGCCCUCGUCCAGCAGUGGAUUGACAGGCGGGCUGCGCAGGUGAUCUGUGUGUGCGUGCGAGAUCGCGUAAUUUAUAAAUGGGCGGGCGGGCGUUUGUUUGAAGCCGCUGUCUUCCUCGCUGUUUAAUAUUAAACGUCAUCGGUGCGGUGCA